Messenger RNA from Scophthalmus maximus (turbot), 2965 nucleotides. Its product is annotated as zinc finger protein 385C-like. Gene Ontology annotation, cellular component: nucleus. Lineage: Eukaryota; Metazoa; Chordata; Actinopteri; Pleuronectiformes; Scophthalmidae. The transcript has 9 exons. Gene Ontology annotation, molecular function: zinc ion binding; nucleic acid binding. The record is from RefSeq and is a predicted model, not a curated record. Bases 164 to 1825 code for a protein of 553 amino acids.
UGUUUUGGCGUCUCCGACGCGCAGGCGGCGGCGGCGGCGGCACAAGCGCAAACGCGCGCGCGCGCAGAUUUGGCCGCGUGGUCGGUCGUUUCCUCUCUGGACUGUCUCGCGGGACCCGGAACGCCCGCAGCUGAGCUCGCGCCGUAAUCUGUGACAGCUGCAAAUGGACCCCGGCGACAACGGAGGAGAAGAGAAACCGCCUCGCACAGAUAUGAAACGUCCCAAGAGCCCCGUCUGGCUGGACAGCAGCCCUCCACCCAAGAGUCAGGAGGUGCAGGAGGAGGAAGAGGAGGGGGGGGAAGAGGAAAGGAAGGUGGGGGCAGGGUACAGGGCCAAACGGGAGCGACGUCAGAGCCCCAGCGGUGCCACUAUGUGCCAGGUGUGCAGCAUACAGCUCAACUCCGUUGCCCAGGCCCAAAUCCACUACAGAGGGAAAACACACCAGCGGAGGCUGCGGCGAUUUGCAAAGGCUGUCAGCACAGGUGCAAUGUCCCAGAGUCAAGUCCACCCGCUCCUGGGAUCCCUGCCUCUGCCGCGUCGAGCCCUGCAGCCGCAGACCCACGCCCAGCUGGAGCACUUUCUGCCGCUCAGGGUCAACGGCUCCUCGCCACUCAGCCUCUUCCCCAACUUCAACACGAUGGACCCAGUGCAGAAGGCGGUGAUCAGCCACACGUUCGGCGUGGCCCCGCACAAAAAGAAACCCAUCAUCUCCUGUAACAUCUGUCACCUGCGCUUCAACUCCACUACCCAGGCAGAGGCCCACUACAAAGGUCACAAGCAUGCUCGCAAGCUAAAGGCCUUGGAGACCCAGAGGAGCCGGCAGAAGACCGGACACAGUACAUCCACGACAGGAAAAGACAGAGGGAGGGGGAUUAUGGGAGGAGCAACGGCGCCAACAGACUCACAUUUGAAAGACAAAAAAGGCCCAGGCUCUUCUUCUCAACCUUCACAGCAGCAAACUGAAAACACCCAGGGGAGUUCACUGGCUGCCACUGCUCCCUCACAGCCUUCGUCCAUGGAUUCCUUGCUCCGCUCUCCUCAGCUGUCCCCACAAGCCUCCCCCGGCCCUCAGCUUUCUGAUCCGGCCUCAGAGAGGCCACCUGUGGAAUGGUGCAGCCUGGCCACGGGUUCAGCCCCUCGCAUUGACCCUCAGGGAAGCUCCACGGGUGGGGAGGACGAGGCGGGGAAGGCGGACGAGGCAAAGGAGACAAAGAGCAACAAAAAACAGCUCCACUGUCCAACGUGCAAAGUGACAGUCAAUUCCAGCUCCCAGUUGGAAGCUCAUUGUAGUGGCUCUAAGCACAAACAGAUGCUGGACGGUCAGAACAGCAGCUUGUCACAACGCAGGGCCAAGUUGACAUCAUCGCCCAGACCUUCCUGCCGAAUUAAGCAGAGGAUGGUCAGCAAGACCCGAGCAGUUGUUCGCGUAUCCAACCAGCCCUUUCACUGUGAACUGUGCCAGGUGUCCGUCAACUCUGAGACACAACUGACGCAGCACAUGAACAGCAGGAGACACAAAGAGCGUUUGGCUGGGAAGCCUGUCAAGGCCAAGUUCACCCCCUAUAAUAAACUGCAGCCCAGCGCUGUCUUAGCGACUAAAUUGGCCCUGCAGAAGCAGCUGUCCAAGACCCUGUCUUCAGGUUUCCUGACCAGUCCCCUCAAUCCAGCUGCCUUGUGCGCCCUGGCGCCCGGACCCUUGGCACUACGGCUACCGCCAGGUCCCUCAGCCUUCUUCCAGGGUCCUCUGAUCAGCCCCACGCUCUUCAGGCCUGCCCCGGGACCUUUGCGGGCCACACAUGCCCCAAUAAUCUUCUCUCCUUACUAGCAAUGAGCCAAUCCCGGACAAGGCAGGGGACCCCCUGAGUGACAACAGGACAAUAUGCAGCGACAGCGAGGGCAACGUGUCAAAAUAUCAAAUUUGGCAGGUUCAAGUCAUGAGCACAGUAUGCACAAUCCCCCUGGUGUGGAUUAAGAUAUCAACGCUGACUGACCCGUGUCUCGCCUCCUUAAAAAUGGAAGGAUCAUCACUCAGCUGUUUCCUCUCAACGGACUGUUGAGUGUAUGUUCCCCCUGGGUCAGGGGAACAUGGAAGCCAUAACGACAAGAAUCUUUUUGUUUUAUUUCUAAAACUAUAAUAGACAAAUACACUAGGGUGUGUCAAUGUUACUAAGUGUUUGUUGCAAAAUUUCUUUAAUUUUGAGAGCUUUCUAGACGUACUCUGGGAGAACAAGUAUGAGACUACAUCCUUGCUUUUGGUUUCAUAACCAAUCCUAAAUGAAGAAAAUCAAGACUGUGUUAAUCUCCAAAAUACCAGGCUACUAGUUAAUACAGAUUCAUCCAUAUCUUUGGAUUGCUGAUGAUAUUGCAUCUCAACAAAUUUACAUCUUUACAGACAUCGUCUGAUUUCGAUGCCUGUACUUUAUAAUUUAUUUUAGAUCAAUACAUACAUUAUUUUUUCUCUAUUGCUCUGUGUUAUGAGAUGACAAUCAGCCACCACAUUAAUGAUGCCAAGAAUACAUGCUAUAUGGAAACAGGCUAAAUGUGUUGCAUACAAUGAGAUGGUUUAAUAUAAAAUGAUGAAGUUUGAAACUUGAUUUUGUUCAACAUGAGCCAUUACAAAUAGUUCUUCAGGUGAUGGUUGGAUAAAUAAGAUUUUGCAACAGCUUGAUGUUGUUUUUGCAAUAUGAAGAGAUGUACUCUUGUCCUUUGUUUAAAAAAUAGCCACAUUUUAAAUGUCUGGCAAUAUUUAACCUAUUUUUUUUGUACAAAAUUGUAUUUAAAACAGUUUUUUUUUCAUUUUCAUCUCUCACCUGAUUGUGUUGAAUCAUCCAAAGCAAUAUGUAUUUUUUGAAGUGUCCCCUGACUAGAGUUAAAUUAAUGAAUAGUGUAAGUGCAUCAAUUGCAAUAAUGUAAAUUAUUAUGUGCUGAAAAUGUCAAUACUGUAUUCUAUAUAAACUUAUAAAUA